UUUAAAGAUAAAAUUGUCUGUUUACAUUGUUUUGAAAAAUCGCAAACCUCUGCAAAAUUGUUUUGUGUUGCGUUGUAAUUUCUGACUUGUAUGUGUUCCAAUAUCAUGAAUAUGUUCUGCUUGACUAUAGAAUGCAUGAAGUAAAAUUUGUCUUCAGUUAUAUCAGUGCUUUGAGUGUGAAGUUGGAACCCAUGUCUAUCAAGUUUGUAGGUUGCUAACUUGUCUUGUACCAGUACCAAUAGAUAAAGGAUACCAGAUUUCCUCUUUAAGACAAAUCUACCAAUACAACAUUGGAGCAGCUGUGAACCUGACACAACAACUGCAAAUAUGGCUGAUAACAAGUAUAUCGUUGGGUAUGCCAAACUGGGAACAUCAGGAUGUAAGAAAUGUAAAACUAAGAUCGCCAAAGGUGAACUUAGAAUUGGCAAAGUCACGACCAAUCCAUUCUCUGACGAGGGGGGAGAUAUGAAACAAUGGUUUCAUCCAAAUUGUAUGUUUGAAACUUUCAAACGAGCCAGAGCAACGACAAAGAAGAUAGAAGAAGGAGAAGAUAUGGAUGGGUUUGGAGAUCUUCAACAAGAAGAUAAAGAUCGUCUAAAUAAAAUGAUUGAUGAUUCCCAAGCCAACUCAAAGUCUCCUGCAAAAACUCCAAAAAGGACACCAAAAGCCACUACACAAGCAAAACUGCCAUUUAAUUCACCUUCAAAGUCUCCACCUAAACCUUCACCUACAAAACCAGCAGCUUCUCCAAAGGCUGGACCAUCAUCUGCUGAUAGUGACGAAGAACCAGGAACCAGUAAGAAAGGAGAUUCUAGUGAUAACUUUAGGAACUACAGGAAGUUAUGUGCAGACAUUGCUGCCGAGAGUAGCUACCUGGCAAAAACUCAGAAAGUAUCCAAUUUCUUAAAAAAUGGUCCUAAUGGAGAUGGAUUUAAAGGUGAUGCCUACUUGUGGUUGAAGUUACUGUUACCUGGAUUUGUGAAGCGUGUUUAUAAUGUGAAGAGUAAACAGCUGGUUAAAUUAUUUAGCCAGAUUUUUAGUACAUCUCUAGAAGAAAUGGUUGAAGAUCUUAAUCAGGGAGAUGUAGCAGAAACAGUGAGAAUUUUCUUUGAACAAAGUGAUACAUUACAGCCACAAAAGAAAAGUACUCUUUUAUUAAAGGAGGUUGACGAUUAUUUGGAGGACCUGUCCAAUGUUACAAAAGAAGAUGACCAGCUAAGAAUUUUAAAGAAAGUUACAAAAAGAUGUUCAUCCAAUGAUUUAAAGAUGUUUGUGAGGUUGAUUAAACAUGACUUGAGAAUUAAUGCAGGAGCAAAACACAUCUUAGAUGGAUUAGAUGAAAAUGCUUAUGCUGCUUUCCAAGCUUCCAGGGACUUGAAGGAUGUUGUAGAGAGAGUAAUGGAAGGAAGGGAUGGCUCCAAACCAGGAAUGAGUAAAAAACUCAGUGUACGAGCAUCACUUAUGACUCCUGUAUUACCAAUGUUGGCAGAGGCUUGUAGAUCAGUGGAGUAUGCCAUGAAAAAAUGUCCAAAUGGAAUGUAUGCUGAGAUAAAGUAUGAUGGAGAAAGAGUUCAACUCCAUAAAAAGGGAGAUAAAUUCUCCUACUUCAGUAGAAGCUUGAAACCUGUACAGCCCCAUAAGGUGCAGCAUUUUUCUGAGUUCAUUCCAAAAGCAUUUCCAUCAGGAGAUGACCUCAUUCUCGAUGCUGAAGUUUUAUUGGUGGAUACAAAAACAAGCAAGCCUUUACCUUUUGGUUCUUUAGGGGUGCAUAAGAAAGCUAAAUUCCAGGAUGCACAAGUGUGUUUGUUCAUAUUUGAUUGUCUGCAUUUAAAUGGAGAAAACAUAAUGCAAAAACCUAUCAAAGAAAGACGUAGAGUUCUUCACGAUGAGAUGACAGAGAUAAAAAACAGGAUAAUGUUUUCAGAGAUGAAACUCAUCAAAGAUCCAGAAGACCUGCAGGAUAUGAUGAAUGAUGUAUUUAGACAAGGAUUGGAAGGUCUGGUGUUGAAAGAUUUAAAAAGUAUAUAUGCCCCAGGAAAGAGACAUUGGUUGAAAGUGAAGAAAGAUUAUUUACAAGAAGGAACAAUGGCUGACUCAGCAGAUUUAAUUGUCCUUGGAGCUUAUUAUGGUACAGGGAAUAAAGGUGGUAUUAUGUCCAUAUUUUUACUUGGAGCAUAUGACCCCCACACCAAGAAAUUCUGCACAGUAACAAAAUGUCACAGUGGUUUUGAUGACAAGACGUUAGACGAAUUGCAGAAAGAACUUGAUGUUGUCAAAAUCGGCAAAGAUGCUUUAAAGGUUCCAAGCUGGUUGAACGUGAACAAGAACUUAAUCCCAGACUUUGUGGUCAAAGAUCCUAAAAAGUCACCAAUCUGGGAAAUCAUGGGAGCAGAGUUUAGUCAAUCUUCUGCCCAUACAGCUGAUGGUAUAUCAAUAAGAUUCCCAAGAAUCGCUAAAGUUAGAGACGAUAAAACUUGGGAGAAUGCUACUGAUGUUCCAAGGUUAAAGAUAUUGUUUAAAAAGUCCAAAGAGACAUCAGACAUGUUUCCUCCAAAGAAAGGGAAAUCCCCUGCAGCCACACCAAAAAAGAAGAAAAUCGGAGAUGAUGACGAUGAUAGUGGUAGUGAAACAGAGGAUGAUGGGAAUAAUAAUGGUUUUGAGACCCCUCCAGCCACACCCACUAAAGGGAAACUACCCAUUAAGAAAGAGAUCGCAGAUGAUAAGGUGACAUUAACACCCACCAAGGCCACUCCCAUUAAAGGAAAAUUUCCCAUGAAGAAAGAAAUCUCAGAUGAUGAGAUGACAGAAACACACACAAAGGCCACUCCCACUAAAGGGAAAUCACCAAUGAAACGUCAAGCCUCAGAUGUUGAUGAUGAAAGAGAACACAAACCAUCAUCAGCUAAGAAGAGCAAGGUGAAUGUAUUAUGUAACUAUGGGGAUUACUGUUACCAAAAGAAUCCAGAUCAUUUAGAGAAGUUUUAUCAUCCUAAAAAGAGUUUACCUGAUGUUUUUAAUGGAGCAAAGAUUUGUAUCCCAGAGAAGAUCAAAGAUUACAGAUUAUUAAAGAGAUUUAUUAUUGGAUUUGAUGGUGAUGUUGUACCAGAGUACAUUUAUGAAAAAGCCACUCAUAUCAUAGUAGAAUCAGGGAAAACUGCUCCAAAGAUAAAAGGCAAAGGAGUAUGUGUAACAGUGGACUGGCUGCUUAAUAGUAUUAAGAAAAAAUCAUUAGAACCUACUAAACCUUAUCUUGUCACAUGAUUCUGUACAAAAUUGUCUAGAUCACAUGAUUUUUGUUUAUAUUUGGUCACAUGAUCAUAGCUGUUUGAACUUUGACUACAUGGAAUUUGAACUUAAUAUGAUUUCCAGACUGUGAUAAACCACAUAUGAAGUUUUUAAAGAAAUAAUUCUUUUUUGAAAAUUCAUGACUUUUUUUGUUCAAAGCCGGAUUAUGAGACAUGUUUUAUUUGUAAAUGCAAAACUUCAAAAAUCAAAGUGUUUCACACUUAAAAGUCAACUACAAGAAAUUAUGUCUUUUGUCUAAAAUAUUGAACCACUUAUUGUGAUGAUUGUUAACAUUUGUCUAAAAUUACCUGUUAAAGACAUUACAGGUUUUCUAAAAAAAAAGGAGUUUUAGAAAAAGAAAGAAUAAGGCGUUUUAAAUGAUUUAUUUAGACAUUUAAUUUCUGUAAAAAGGGUACAUUCCUGGUCCCUUUAUUUUGGUUAUUGUUUGAUGAAAUUAAGCCAUCAAUGACUUUCCUUAAUGUUCACAAUUGAUAAAUGGGGUUCAUCGAUAUUCUUAGAAAAUAGCUGGGUGCAAGAUCAAGCCGUCUACCUAAUCUGCAGUAUUUCCUAUCAUGCAUCACCUGCAAGGGUGGAUGGUACUUACCUCAUUAAAUAUAUGGUUGUGUAUAUGAGCUUGUAGUUGAAUGGUAUCAGGGGUAAAUUUCAGGUUUUCAUUUACUUGCUUUGUACCUUUUUUUUUAGGUACCAAAAACCAUUAUGUGAUAAUUUUAUCCUUGAAAAAGGAUUAAUGUAAUUAGAAUUUAUCUAUGGUUGUUUGUUAUAUUGAUAUGUGCUGAAGUCAAUGCUGAUUUAAUAGGUGAAAGUUGCUAUUGCUUUGAUUUUGUCAUUUAUAUUUGCUUGAUAAAUUGUGGU
Molecule: messenger RNA, 4158 nt
Organism: Mytilus trossulus (common blue mussel)
Lineage: Eukaryota; Metazoa; Mollusca; Bivalvia; Mytilida; Mytilidae
Product: DNA ligase 3-like
Exons: 22
Coding region: 328-3261 (977 amino acids)
Biological process (GO): DNA recombination; DNA biosynthetic process; double-strand break repair
Cellular component (GO): nucleus; DNA ligase III-XRCC1 complex
Molecular function (GO): DNA ligase (ATP) activity; ATP binding; zinc ion binding
Source: RefSeq, a predicted model, not a curated record